Messenger RNA from Anopheles merus, 2644 nucleotides. RefSeq lists its product as uncharacterized. The record is from RefSeq and is a predicted model, not a curated record. NCBI's taxonomy places the organism in Eukaryota, Metazoa, Arthropoda, Insecta, Diptera, Culicidae. Bases 170 to 1414 code for a protein of 414 amino acids. The transcript is spliced from 2 exons.
GCACAAGCAAGGCGGGAAUACCCAAGGACGACCCACACCGACCAUCAGUCGAUAAUUGGAAGCGAAACGAGGCGCACACCUGCUGCACAACUAGUACGCUGGCCGGAUGGUCCUUCCUCGGGCGUUCUUGGCCAACAUUCGAAGGCGACUAGCAGGUUCGCGUACAGUGAUGCACACCGGCAUGGGAUGUUCAUCGUCCGUUGUGCUUGAGGAAUCGGUGCCAGCGGGGCAUCCGCCGACCCCGGUAAUGGAUACCGACGGGGGGUACGGCCUCCACCAGCCACCAGCGUUCCUGCCGAAGCAGUCCGAAUCGUUCGUCGAAGCGUACCGUCGGUUGGACGAGGAAAUUUGCGCGCUCGAAAGUACGACGCCUGGUCCACGGCUGAUGACGGCGGAGGCUUGGGUUGAGCUGCUAAACAGUGCCAAGAGGGGUGGAGUCGAGCAGGGAGUUACAAUACCGCCACCACAGCCACCACCUCCACCCUUACCGAACGAGGUGAUGCUUGGUAAUGGAACCGUCCCGAAUGGUGGUAUAUUUAGGCGACCGAUAACGGCUGAAAAGGAUCAGCAAGCCGAGAGUGCCCGUGCCGAGCUGGUUAAGGUUCGUGAAAUCAUUCUCAAGCUAGACAUCGUGUCGAACCAGUUCAAAGCGGCCCAGCAGGAAGAGUUUGUGGCGCGACUGUCCCGCACCGCCAUGGACCAGGAGGCGGACCACUUCCGCGAGGAGAUGAUUGUACACGCGCGCAAGCGUGCGCUAACGCUCCGCAAGGACUUUGAACGCUUGAAGCGACUGUACGCCGAACAGGAUCUGCUCCUGUCGACCGUUUACAGCGGUGCGUACGGUACAGUGAACGAACAGACGCUCGAUUCGGAGCUGGAUGCCGCACGGGAUGUACGCGACCGGCUCGGUGGUGCCGUCGAGCAGUGGCGCAUUGCCGGCGGAUUGCUCCGAGCUGCCGCCAAAGGGCUGCACCAGGUCGUGGACUACUGGGAGCUGCUACGGCCGUCGAAAAGUGCGGCAGAAACGAUCGAGCUUGCGCUGGACGCAAGGUCCACGUGUCACGGUGCACUGAUGGCACUGGAGGCCGCCCAGGCCGCACUACCAUCGGUGGAGAUACCGUACAUUACGAUCCGGCAGCAGUCCGCCGUGCGGCACGCACUCAUCUACCUCCUCACCGAUAUGGUUAAUCCGGCCCGGUAUCAACACACCCGCGAUGUGUUCGGUGUGUUUAGUGCGAACGUGGCCAAAGCCGUCCACUGGCUGCACGAGUGUUACAGUGAAACGCUAAAGCAGGACUUGGACAGUGCCGACCAGGUGGCGACACUGUUGGCGAAAAACUUGCGCGAAGAACGGUUGCGGCACAUCGGGAGCCGGAUGCCUAACAGGGUUUACGUCCGGCCAGCGAUCGGAUAGAAGAGGGGAAGGGGAAACGGAAGGAACACACACACCGAAAAAGCUCAUUUGGCGAUUUUCUCUAUUUCGGUCAUCUCGCAGCUGCGCGUAAGCUUGUAUUCGCCCUUUUCGGGCGUGUAGUCGAGUGAGCGGUACAGUGGCCGAACCCAGGGCGUGAGUAGGUUCAGGGGCACCCGUUCCUUCUGGCCGCCGGUUGCGUAGCUCACCACAAUUCCGACGACGAUGACGAUGAUCGUGCCGAGCAGGGAGUAGUACAUGAAGCCGAUCCGGAAGACCCACGGCACUUCGGAGUUGUCGUGGCCGGCUGCAUCCCGGUAGAAGGUGCUGCUUUCCGUGCUGUAAGACAUAAGCGCCCCGCCCCCCAAAGGCGAACGUUAGAAUACGUCUAAAGAGUGCGUUGAUUGCAAUAUAUACCCUGUUACAUUGAAGUCACUGCAACCAUCGUACCGGAAGGGUAAGCUCUCGUACUUGAGAUGCCCGCCCAGAAUCUCCAGCUGCGCUCCGACGGCAAUCACACUGAGCGAUAUCAACGAUACGAUCGCGCCCCAGAAAGCACCCUUUCCAUUGAUGUGCGGCGAGAACAUCCCCAGAAAGAAGAUACCGAGCAUCGUACCCGAGGUAACACCCGACACAGAAAUAGCCAAGCUGAAGAUACUACCGAGCUGCUCGACGACAAACACCAGCAGCAGACAGAUCACACCGAUCGUCAUCACCAUCACCUUCACUACCGUGCUGGCCGUUUUGUCCUUCAGCGCAAACCGGGGCCGUAUAAAGUCCUCGAACAGUGUGCCCGACAGUGUGUUCAUGCUGGUGGACAUGGACGAAAGGGCAGCGGAAAAGAUGCCGACCACGAACAGACCCGGCAGCCCAGGGAUGUGCCUCGCAACGUCCAGCACGUAGUAGGCAAAGAUCUGAUCGUACUUCUGCACCGUGCCCUCGUGGAUGGGGUCACAGUCGUGGUACUUGCCGAAGAUUAGCAGCCCAUUGUAGACGGAGAAAAGCUUCACGAGAAUGUGACCUACGCCGAAUAUCCAAACGGCCCUGAAAUUCAGAAUUCACGAGGAAAGAGAUAGGUUAACAGUGAAACAGGUGUUUGGAGAGGCAUAAAGCCUUACUUCUUGGCACUGGACAUAUCCGGAAUGGUUAGGAAGCGUUGAAUACAUUCAGGCGUAACUCCAAUGUUCGAUAUCCACAUGGACGUUAGUCCGACCGAGACUAGCCAGAACGAGG